AUGAGAGAUGAACGCGCCCUCCAGCCGCAGGGAGGGGGCUCCCCGUGUCGAGCUGCUGUGGACCCACCAGAGACCGGCCUCCUCGGGUGCUCGCUCGCCGCUCAGGGUCAUGGUGCCAAAGGUGACAACAUCUACGAAUUUCAGAUCGAGUUCCUAGAACCGGUUGAGCCUAAACCUGUCUGCAGGGUGACUCAAAGGCAGCUGAACAUCACCGUCCAGAAAAAAGAGAGUAACUGGUGGGAGAGACUCACCAAGCAAGAGAAGCGCCCGCUCUUUGCUCCUGACUUUGACCGCUGGUUAGAUGAAUCAGACGCUGAAAUGGAACUGAAGGAGAAGGAAGAAGAAAAGAUUAACAAAAUGAAAAUAGAAUCCAGAGUCCCAAAAGACCCUUUCAAACACCUGAAGAAGGGAUACUUAAUCAUGUAUAAUCUUGUACAGUUUUUGGGAUUCUCUUGGAUUUUUGUGAACAUGACAGUACGACUGUUCAUCUUAGGCAAAGAUUCCUUCUAUGACACAUUUCACACUAUUGCUGACAUGAUGUAUUUCUGUCAGACCCUGGCAGUGAUGGAGAUCAUGAAUUCACUAAUAGGACUAGUCAGAUCACCGCUGAUACCUGCUGUAGUGCAGAUAUUUGGAAGAAACUUUAUUUUAUUUGUUGUCCUCGGAAGCUUAGAGGAAAUGCAGAGCAAACCUGUGGUGUUCUUCGUAUUUUAUUUCUGGAGUAUCAUUGAGCUAUUCAGGUAUCCAUAUUAUAUGCUUUCAUGCAUCGGUAUUGAAUGGAAACCACUAACCUGGCUCCGUUACACUGCCUGGAUCCCUCUCUACCCUUUAGGAGGUUUGGCAGAAGCCGUCUGUAUCGUUCAAUCCAUUCCAAUCUUCAGUGAAACAGGGAAAUUUAGCCUGGGAUUGCCAAAUCCACUGAACGUCACAAUUCAGUUUUCGUUUUUGCUUCAAAUAUACCUUAUAGCCUUGUUUUUAGGGGUAUUUGUAAACUUCCGUCAUCUCUACAAGCAAAGGAAACACCACCUUGGACCAAAGAAGAGAAAGAUGAAGUAAAGGAGGACUGCAAUGCUUUCUUAUCUAACUUAUCUCAAUGACAAGAUAAGCCUCUAAUUCUUAUGGUUUUACCCACUGUAAUGUAAAGAAUUUUGUAAAAUUAAAUGAUCACGCUAGAUUUCAUGAUUUCAUAGUGAAUUCAGAUAACAUUCCCAUAUACCGUAUUUUGUUCCCUUUCAAUCAUGUGUGCAUGGCAUUUACAAUUGAACAUUUAAACUUGUAUCCUGUCAACUACCAUAUUAGAAAGAAAUCCUAUUAUCUGCAUAUAAUAUGCUUAUAAACAGUGGAGCAGCACUAAAUAGAAAUAAUGUUUAUCUUUUAAUUGGGUAUUUGCUCUUUCAAUAUUGCAUGCAGAUAGGGCUUCUGAUGCGGGGAUAUACUGUUAGCUGGCCCGUGCUGUUCCUAGGGUGCAUCCCGAUGGCAGGAGGAGCAGUCCAAGACCGCUGUGAACAGUUUUUGGGCGUUUAUUAACGGUUGGGGUAAUCUUGCUCAGCACAUACCCCCUUUUCUGCAGCAGAAUUA
Molecule: messenger RNA, 1578 nt
Organism: Balearica regulorum gibbericeps (East African grey crowned-crane)
Lineage: Eukaryota; Metazoa; Chordata; Aves; Gruiformes; Gruidae
Source: RefSeq, a predicted model, not a curated record